Molecule: messenger RNA, 1502 nt
Organism: Chelonus insularis
Lineage: Eukaryota; Metazoa; Arthropoda; Insecta; Hymenoptera; Braconidae
Product: retinoid-inducible serine carboxypeptidase-like
Exons: 6
Coding region: 92-1417 (441 amino acids)
Biological process (GO): proteolysis
Molecular function (GO): serine-type carboxypeptidase activity
Source: RefSeq, a predicted model, not a curated record
UCCAGUUUAAAAGAUAGAGAAAAUAUAAGAAUUUAUUAACAAUACCAAUUUAGUGUCUAUUGAAAGAAUUAUUUUGUUUGAAACAAUCAAGAUGUUAAAAGUGUUCAUUAUAUUGUCUUUUUGUCUAGUUUUUGGCGUACAUGCACAAAUAUCAAAUGUAAAGGAAGGAUUUGGUCCAGGAAAACAAGAUUGGGGAUACAUAAAAGUUCGUAGAUCAUCUCAAAUGUUUUGGUGGUUAUUCUAUGUAAACUCUCAAAAUAAAUCUGACAAUUUAAAUGUUUACGAAAAGCCCUUAUUAAUUUGGCUACAAGGAGGACCAGGUGAUUCUGCAACUGGUUUCGGAAAUUUCGUCGAAAUAGGACCACUCAAUGUUGAUCUGAAACCUAGAAUUCAUUCUUGGGUUAAUGAAUACAAUGUAUUAUUUAUAGAUAACCCAAUAGGAACUGGAUUUAGUGAUGAAGAGUCUGAACAGGAUGUAAAAUUGUCAGAUAAACAAAUUACUGUAGAUCUUAUACAAUUCAUGAAAAAUUUUUUAGAAAUUAAACCAAAAUUUCUAAAUACCCCUGUUUAUGUUUUGGGUGAAUCUUAUGGUGGAAAAAUGGCAGCAAAUUUUGUUUGGGGAUGGUGGGAGUAUCAACAAAAUACAAGCAAUAAAAUUAAUUUGAAAGGCAUAGCCCUCUGUAGUCCCUGGAUAUCUCCAGUCGAUUCCCUCCGUGCUUUACCACCAUAUUUAUAUAACUUGGGACUAUUAGAUAAUAUGGAGUAUAAAGAAAUUAAAAAUUUAACCAAAUAUACCAUCAAUGCAAUAAAUGAAAAUGAUUGGUUGACUGCAUAUAAUUUAUGGAAUACAACUAUUCGAAGAUCUAUUAUAAUUAUAAAUCAUAGAAACAUGUAUAAUAUUUUAAAAAUAUCUGCACCUUUAGUUAAAGCUCGUGAUUACACUACGUCUAGUAUACCACUAUGUACCAAUGAAACAGUUGAUUGGGCUACAAAAUUAGAACGCUUAAUGAACACGAAAGUAAAACGUACUCUUAAUCUCAACAAUUUUAAUAGAACAUGGAAAAUAAUAACUUGGAGCGUUUAUAAAAAGUUAAAAAAUGACAUCAUGAAGCCUACCACACUUACUGUGAACCGAAUUUUAGAAGAAACAAAUUUAAAAGUUUUUGUAUUAAGUGGUCAGUUAGAUUUUAUAGUUCCAACUACUGGAACUCUACGUUGGGUAGAAAACUUGAAAUGGAACUCUAUAAAACACUGGAAAAAUGCUACAAAAAUUAGUAUUAGUGUUGAUAACGUCGUGGAAGGAUAUGUUAAAGAAUAUGACAAAUUUAAGUUUUUUUGGAUUUCUAGAGCUGGGCAUAUGCUACCAGAAGAUAAUCCUAAAGCUAUGAUUGCUGUAUUAAAGGAUUUAACUUCAUAAUAUCCAUAUAUAAAUCUGGAAUAAUUUACAUUAUUUACAAUUGUUUUUUGUAUAAAAUAAAAAGAGUACUUUGAAAAAAAGUACA